AUGGCUUACAGAAUAAAACAAUUUGCCAUUCUUGCAAUUGUGUUAACAACAACUUUACUUUCUUCCCAAUUAAUUCCAACCGUAUUUUGCACAGACAUUCCAUCGGAAAAAGCAAAACUUGAUGAUUGGAUUGGCAAAAGCAUCAAAGACUAUAAUCAUAGGAAGACUAAAUUGAAUCAUACGAAAUCUCCCUUAUAUGACAUUUUGGCUGCUGCAGAGGCUCAUGUUAAGGUAAUAACUGUUAAGAAAGAUGGUAGCGGAGAUUUCAAGACGGUGACUGAUGCAAUAAAGAGCGUACCUGCGGGGAAUUCACAGAGGGUGGUGAUUAAGAUCGGUGGAGGGGAGUAUCGAGAGAAGAUCAUCAUUGACAGAUCAAAGAAGUUUAUAACACUUUAUGGGGACCCAAAUGAGUUGACAAAGAUUGUUUAUGAUGGGACGGCAACAAAGUAUGGUACAUUUAAUAGCGCUACGGUGAUUGUAGAAAGUCAUUACUUUGUGGCUGUUAACAUUGCAUUUGUGAAUUCAUCCCCGAUGCCAGAUAGUAGAAGAACGGAUGCACAGGCAGUUGCCUUGAGAAUAUCAGGAGAUAAGGCAGCAUUUCAUAAUUGCAAGUUUGCAGGUUUUCAAGACACAUUGUGUGAUGAUAAAGGAAGACAUUUCUUUAGAGAUUGUUAUAUUGAAGGCACAGUUGACUUCAUUUUUGGAAAUGGCCAAUCCCUAUAUUUGAACACCACCAUAAAAUCGGUUGCAAAAGGCUUGGGAGUGAUCACUGCAAAUGGAAGGGAAAAAGCAACUGAGAAAAGUGGUUUUACAUUUGUUCAUUGUACCAUAGUUGGCACUGGUGACAUUUAUCUUGGACGUGCAUGGAAGGAGAGUCCUAGAGUGAUCUUUGCUUAUACAUAUAUGGGCACUCUCAUCAAUAGUGAAGGAUGGUCAAAUAGCAUGAUUGGCGAAAAAGAUAACAAAGCUGUGUAUUACGGCGAGUACAAGUGCAAGGGACCAGGGGCUAGUGCUUCUGGUAGAGCCAAAUUUGCCAGGAUACUAUCAGAUGAAGAAGCUGAACCUUUUCUGAGCAUGACUUACUUAAAUGGAAACAAGUGGAUUCUACCACCUCCUACUGUAUGA
This is a messenger RNA of Pistacia vera, 1125 nucleotides long. RefSeq names its product putative pectinesterase 63. Gene Ontology annotation, biological process: cell wall modification. The transcript is spliced from 4 exons. Lineage: Eukaryota; Viridiplantae; Streptophyta; Magnoliopsida; Sapindales; Anacardiaceae. Gene Ontology annotation, molecular function: pectinesterase activity. The record is from RefSeq and is a predicted model, not a curated record. Bases 1 to 1125 code for a protein of 374 amino acids.